This is a messenger RNA of Trichoderma citrinoviride, 1695 nucleotides long. RefSeq names its product DNA repair exonuclease. The annotation marks the transcript as partial. Gene Ontology annotation, biological process: double-strand break repair via homologous recombination; meiotic DNA double-strand break formation; telomere maintenance. The transcript has 3 exons. Gene Ontology annotation, cellular component: Mre11 complex; nucleus. The record is from RefSeq and is a predicted model, not a curated record. NCBI's taxonomy places the organism in Eukaryota, Fungi, Ascomycota, Sordariomycetes, Hypocreales, Hypocreaceae. Gene Ontology annotation, molecular function: DNA endonuclease activity; 3'-5'-DNA exonuclease activity; manganese ion binding.
AUGCCCGAAUUUCCUGGUAAGCUCAGAAAUGCUGGCAUCAUAUUAGAUUGCCCCGCUCAUGAUUCGGCAGAGGCAGACACGAUCCGCAUCCUGGUUGCGACGGACAACCAUGUCGGAUACGAAGAGCGAGAUGCGAUCCGCAAGGAUGACAGCUGGCGGACGUUUGACGAGAUCAUGACAAUUGCCCGCAGCGAAGACGUCGACAUGGUGUUGCUUGCCGGCGAUCUCUUCCACGACAACAAACCCUCCCGCAAGUCUCUCUACCAAGUCAUGCGGACACUUCGAAAAAACUGCCUUGGCAUGAAGCCGUGCCCGCUCGAGUUUCUGUCAGACGCCGCCGAGGUCUUCCAGGGUGCAUUCCCGCACGUCAACUACGAAGAUCCCGACAUCAACAUCUCUAUCCCUGUCUUUUCCAUUCACGGCAACCACGACGACCCCUCUGGCGACGGCAACUACUGCUCACUCGACCUGUUGCAGGCGGCGGGUCUUCUCAACUACUAUGGCAGAGUUGCCGAGGCUGAUAAUAUCGAGGCAAAGCCCAUUCUGCUACAGAAAGGAGACACGAAGCUUGCGCUGUACGGGCUAAGCAACGUUCGCGACGAGCGCAUGUUCAGGACGUUCAGAGACCACAAGGUCAAGUGGUUCCGCCCCGGUCAGCAGACAGGCGAGUGGUUCAACUUGCUGGCCGUCCACCAGAACCACCACGCACACACAGCGACGUCAUACUUGCCCGAGAACGUGCUUCCAGAUUGGCUGGACCUGGUGGUCUGGGGCCACGAACACGAGUGCCUGAUUGACCCGACAAAGAAUCCAGAGACCGGAUUCCACGUAAUGCAGCCUGGAUCAUCAGUGGCCACAUCACUAGUCCCUGGUGAGGCUGUACAGAAGCACGUCGCCGUUGUUAGUGUGAAUAGCAAGUCGUUCAAGGUCGACAAAAUUCCUCUCAAGACGGUGCGGCCCUUUGUCACGCGGGAAAUCUCCCUCUCCCAGGAGAAACGAUUCAAAGGCUUGGACAAGAAACUGGACAACAAACACGAAGUCACGAUUCGACUGAUGGAAAUUGUCGAGGAGAUGAUUGCCACUGCAAAUGCAGAAUGGGAGGCCAUCCAGACGGACGAGGAAGCCUUGGAAGAGCGACCGCUGCCGCUGAUCCGCCUAAAGGUUGAGUAUUCCGCACCAGAUGGUGGCGACUUUGAGUGUGAAAAUCCGCAGCGAUUUUCCAAUCGGUUCCAGGGAAAAGUCGCCAAUACCAACGACGUGGUGUACUACUACAGGAAGAAGAAAACUUCGAAGGCCAACUCGGCACAGCUUAUCGAGCCAUUGGGUGAUGAUGCGACUGAAAUGGUUAAAGUGGAAAACCUCGUCAACGAGCUGCUUGCGAAACAGUCCCUCAAAGUCCUGCCACAAGGUCCUUUUGGCGAGGCGGUCAAUCAGUUCGUCGCCAAGGACGAUAACCAUGCAAUGGAACUCUUCGUCUCAGAACACUUGUCCGGCCAGGUCAGGCAAAUGCUGGGUCUAGAAUCGGACGAUGAGGAUUUGAACCAUGCUAUGGAGCUUUACAAGGAGAGAAUGGAGCAGCGGAUGGCUACGGCCGGCAGCAUGCGCGAAAUGGCACCACGGGAACGAAAGAGAGUGCUGAAGCCCAAGCCGGACACGUGGGAUUCAGAUUUCGAUGGCAACUGGGAAGACGAACCG